Molecule: messenger RNA, 3330 nt
Organism: Pecten maximus
Lineage: Eukaryota; Metazoa; Mollusca; Bivalvia; Pectinida; Pectinidae
Product: smad nuclear interacting protein 1-like
Exons: 2
Coding region: 137-1183 (348 amino acids)
Biological process (GO): miRNA processing
Cellular component (GO): nucleus
Molecular function (GO): protein binding; mRNA binding
Source: RefSeq, a predicted model, not a curated record
AGAAUGCAUUAUGUGGUGGCGCUACGAUCGCAAUUUACUUCCGGUUCUUUUCAGGUGGAUUUCGAAACAGUGUUUAGAUCUGUGAAAAAGCAACGCUAGUCAUACGUACCUUGUAUACAUUCACUCUGAAUUCAGAAUGGUAAGAAGUUUCACUUCAAGUGAUGAUGAAGAUGAAAUCAGAACGAAACGAAAACACCAAAAACGGUCUUACUCGAGGAGUCCUAAAAGGGAAUCUAAGCAUGGAAAAAAGAAAAAGAAAUCAAGAUUUGAUGAGUCGAGAUCAAUGAGUGGAAGUCCACCUCCAAAAAGGAAAAUAAAAACGGAACCAGAAUCUCCAGAGUAUGAUCAAGGGGAGAGAACUCAUAGCAGGAAGCAUCACAGACAUAGGGAGGAUCGAGAGAGAAGAAAAGAGGAACACAGACACAGAAAAGAAGAAAAAAUUCACCGUCGAAUAAAACAAGAACCUGACGAGGAUGCAAGAGGACACAGAAGAGAUCAUGAUCGUAUGAGAGAGCAAAGACAAGAGAGAGAGAGAAAUGAUGACAGGAGACGUGAGGCUAGGAGACAAAGGGGUAAUAAUCCAUUUAGAACAGAAGAUGAUGGUUUUGAGUAUGGGCAGCAGCAAGAACAAGCAGCUAAUAAUGAUGCACAGGAUAAAGAGCCAAACAACAAAGAUCAACCAGACUUUAAACUCUCAGGGAAACUAACAGAGGACACUAAUACAUAUCGUGGUGUAGUUAUAAAGUAUAACCAACCUCCUGAGGCCAGAAAGCCAAAGAAACGAUGGAGAUUGUAUCCCUUUAAGGGGGAUGAAGCCCUGCCUGUGUUACACAUUCAUAGAAUGAGUGCCUAUUUAAUGGGAAGAGACAGACUGGUUGUAGACAUUCCCACAGAUCAUCCUUCCUGCUCCAAACAGCAUGCUGUCCUUCAGUACAGACUUGUGAACUUUGAACGUGAAGACGGUACAACAGGUCGUAAGGUUGCUCCCUAUAUCAUAGAUCUUGACUCCUCCAAUGGCACCUAUGUGAAUAAUCAAAGGAUAGAUCCUCAGAGAUAUGUGGAAUUAUUUGAGAAAGACAUGCUGAAGUUUGGGUUCAGCUCCAGAGAGUACGUUUUACUUCAUGAAAAGACCGACACAUCUGAAUUAGCUGAUCAGGAGUCUGGAUCGGGUUCGGAUACUUGAAUCAGGACAUCAUAUCAUAAUCAUAACACAUUUCAUACAAAAAAAAAAGGUCUCAAAAUACUGCUAUUCAACUUUAUAGUACUUUAUUCAUUUUUAGAUUUAUAUUUUUCUGUCUUAAGUUACCAUGAUCAGGGCAUAUAUGGUGUUCAUAUGCAUGUACAAAUGUACUAGAUUUACUUAUUUUAAUUCACUCGUAAACUGUUUUGGCUUAACAAAAUGAACAUAUGCGGCAAUAUAGCCACACUAUAUCUGUCAGAAACAAAUUAUUUGCUUCACAAAACUUUUUUAUUCCUAUAUCUGCUUGUACAUAUAUAUUUAGUAUCAGUUCAACAAAACGUGCAUAUAACAAGCAUUAGCAAAUGAAUAAUUUUUAAUAGGUCAGAGGUCAGCAUGGUCAAUUUUGAUACUGUGACAUGAUUUAGAUUGUGUACCAGAUAUGAAUAAUAUAUCCUGUACAUGUACCAGAUAUUAAUGAUACAGGUAUCUAUUUGUGAGUUGAAAAUGAACUUUAAUAUUAAUGUUUUGGUAAAUGUACAUGUAUAUUUAAAUUUGUAGCAACAUCACUGAUGGGAUUCGGGAAACUUAAUAGAAAGCUCACUUAUCGCUCACUUAUAGUGGAAUGACCACUAACAAAUCUAAAUACCUUAUAAGGUUGGUAACAGAGUGAAUUAGAAUCGAAGUAUCUUAAUGUCUUGUGUCAGUAUGUUGACAAGAACUUUAGACAUAUUUGUUUUUAAAAAAAUAUAUCUAUAUAUGUUGUCAGUUGAACUUCAAUAACGAAGAUUAGGAAUAUCAUGCCAUGUCAGGGCUGGAGACCGCUUCACACAGCAAAUAUCAAAAUCAUCUGUGACAAUAUGAUUAUACCAUUAGUCCUAGAUCUGAUAUUAACAAAAACUUUUUAUCACUAAAUUGAAAUAAUACUUGUGGAUAACUAUCAUUGAUAUAAGAUGCAAGUUGUGCAGAAUACCUUUUGUUUGAUUUAAUUUGUGCAGAUUUUGUUAGAUUUACAGCAGUAUUAACUGCCUUAAAGCUUGCUGUAAUUAUCCUGUAAAAAGUGCAGGGGACAACACACAAACUGCAAGCAAUUGUUGGGGAAGCAUUAUCUUUAUAAAAUUACAUGGGUACCUGAAUUUUUUGCAUCUUUAAAUUGUUUCUUAUCUGGUUGUCCAAAACACCUUCACACAUUUCCAACAUUUAGGGUCAAAAAAGCUUACCGGUAAAGUCCAGAGGAUUUUACUGUCAUCACUCGACCAGUACUGACUUUAUCUCUUCAAAUUGUCAUGAAACUUCUAACAAUCCUAUAUGAUGUAGGUGAACGUAUCUUUUUAAAAGGGUCCUCUUCUGAAGUGUUCAGUAAAGGUUUUUAGAGCAAGUCUGAUGUUCUACAUGUAACAGUCCUGUCAAGCACUGUAUUCUAAACUGUUUUUCUCGUGUCGCUACAUUUAUGACAUUGAACCAUAGAAGACAUUCAUUUCUCACUAGAUCUUACAUCAACACAUCAUUCUCAAUCUUAGCGAUUUCAAAAGUUGAUUUUCCUUGAAAGCUAAAAUCUAAUUUUGAGAAAUCAUAUUUUACCCUCAAAGGGGAAGCCCCAAUUUGUAUAUAAACAAUGAAUGCAGGGAAUCAAUCACCAUAUAAUGACUGAAGUAUAAAAGUGUUAAAGACAAUAAACAAUUCCAUAUUUUAUAGCUGCUUUAUUUGACCUGUUACAUUUUGUACAUUUGAAUACAUAUAUAAUGCCCUCCUCUACAACACCAUUAAAUUCAUAAUAACACUUGACUGUGAUAUAUGGGGAUAAUUUGUACUUAACUUGUCAUGCUAUUAAAUUUUAAUGCAUUAUUGAUGUUGAACAGAUUAGCAUACAGUUUGAUUACUGGGUAAAAAGUCUUAGAAUGUUUGAUAGAAAGCAGUACAGAACCAGAAAUCAUGAUCAGAAUAAAUAUGAUUCAGGCAAAUUAUUUUUGAACUAAAAAUGUUACAAUAACAGUAACCCUGAGUAGUUUAAGGCUGUACACGCAUAUGAAUAAUGUUAAUGAAAGGUUGUACUGAGAUUAACACCAAUAAUAUACUACUGGUGAUGAUGGCCUUGCGGUAAGUAAAUUGUUAUUAUUUUGUAAAGAGAUAAAAUAAAUUUUAUGUAAAAACAA